AUGCAUGACGUAAUCCUGCCAAAAACCAGGCAUUUCCUUCAUGACCGUCACCCAGAAGUACGAGCAUCAGGUGAUCCCGGUGGGCACCGUCUGCAGACGAUCCUCGGCGAUCCGCUCAAGAUCAUCAGCGUGCUGCACUUUGGCGAGUUUGGCGAUGUCUACGAGGCCGAGGAGCCGGUGGAGAAGACGCGGAUGUGCCUGCGCACCGAGCACAUUAAUUGCCCCAAGGCGUUCAGAUCGCUCGAUUGCUUCAUCCGCUUGGCGCAACGAUACCCGCUGGCCGACCGUCGCUACAGUCGCCAUCUUAUCAACGUGACGAAGCAAACGGGCGACUUUGGCGAGCUGAAUGAGCUCCGUUUCCACACCUGCGAGCUGCUCGGCCCCAACCUCGACGACCUGCGCCAGCUUCAUCUGCAGCGCAAUUUCACUCACCAAAUGGCCUUCUACAUGUGCGACCAAAUCCUGCGCGCCCUCUCCGAGCUGCACCGCCUCGGCUACGUGCAUCGCCGCGUCUCGCCGAAGUCGUUCUGCGUGGGCAGCCACGUGCACGAGUCGCUGGUGUUCGUCGUCGGCUACUCGCAUCUGCACUACGUCAAGAAGGGCAACAGGGAACAUAAAGUCUACAAAGACGACUACAAAUCGUCGAUCCGCGGCUCGAAGGUGUUCCAGAGUGUGGCCGCCCAGCGGGAGAAGACCGUCCACUUUCGCGACGACCUCGAGUCACUGUAUUCUUGCUGUCACCACACCUUUAAAUUCCCGCCCCCAGGUUGUUCUCCUUUAUCGACGUGCAAAGUUCAAGAUGGGCGCGGUGCCUGCGUGGAAGAGCAAGGAGCCGGCGAAGAUGCUCAACGACAAGUCAAGAACUUCGACAAGUUGCUGCCGCCCGACUUUGAGCAGCUGUUCCGGCAUCCUCCGUACUUU
This is a messenger RNA of Mesorhabditis spiculigera, 921 nucleotides long. The record is from the annotation of a GenBank genome assembly. NCBI's taxonomy places the organism in Eukaryota, Metazoa, Nematoda, Chromadorea, Rhabditida, Rhabditidae.